Nylanderia fulva is the source of this 402-nucleotide messenger RNA. The record is from RefSeq and is a predicted model, not a curated record. Lineage: Eukaryota; Metazoa; Arthropoda; Insecta; Hymenoptera; Formicidae.
AUGCAGAUUUGUCUUCAAAAUGAACCAAUUGAAGAACGAAAUUUUUUUAAUGAUUAUAACAAUGUCACAUUUGAAUAUGACAAUCAGGAAACAUUUGAAUCAGGUACCCGCACGAUAAAUGCACCUAAAAUCGACAGCUCCGAGCUCGACAUUGAAACGCAAGCAUUGCAAGCAUCAACAAGUAGAGUCGAGGUGAUCGAGGUCGAAGAAGUUCAACAGCGAAGUUCAUAUAAUUGCUACCGUUGCGCCGCGACAUUUAGAAGGAAACAAGAUUUGCAGAAGCACAUCAAACUGCAUACGGACGACAGUAAAUCUAUAUUGUGUAACGUAUGUGGCGAGCUUUUCGAGGAAACAAACAUAGAGCGGCACGAAUGUAUUAAACACUCCAAGAAGAACGUAUAA